Lottia gigantea (owl limpet) is the source of this 891-nucleotide messenger RNA. RefSeq lists its product as hypothetical. The transcript has a single exon. The record is from RefSeq and is a predicted model, not a curated record. Lineage: Eukaryota; Metazoa; Mollusca; Gastropoda; Lottiidae. Bases 1 to 891 code for a protein of 296 amino acids.
AUGAAAUAUACAAUUUUAUCACAGAAACCUAACAACGUUAUCAAGAAAGAUACAAUUUUAUCACAGAAACCUAACAACGUUAUCAAGAAAGAUAUAAUUUUAUCACAGAAACCUAACAACGUUAUCAAUAAAGAUAUGAUUUUAUCACAGAAACCUAACAACGUUAUCAAGAAAGAUAUAAUUUUAUCACAGAAACCUAACAACGUUAUCAAGAAAGAUAUAAUUUUAUCACAGAAACCUAACAACGUUAUCAAGAAAGAUAUAAUUUUAUCACAGAAACCUAACAACGAUAUCAAGAAAGAUAUAAUUUUAUCACAUAACCCUAACAACGUUAUUAAGAAAGAUGUAAUUUUAUCACAGAAACCUAACAACGUCAUCAAGAAAGAUAUAAUUUUAUCACAUAAACCUAACAACGUUAUUAACAAAGAUAUAAUUUUAUCACAGAAACCUAACAACGUUAUCAAGAAAGAUAUAAUUUUAUUACAGAAACCUAACAACGUUAUCAAGAAAGAUAUAAUUUUAUCACAGAAACCUAACAACGUUAUCAAGAAAGAUAUAAUUUUAUCACAGAAACCUAACAACGUUAUCAAGAAAGAUAUAAUUUUAUCACAUAAACCUAACAACGAUAUCAAGAAAGAUAUAAUUUUAUCACAUAACCCUAACAACGUUAUUAAGAAAGAUGUAAUUUUAUCACAGAAACCUAACAACGUCAUCAAGAAAGAUAUAAUUUUAUCACAUAAACCUAACAACGUUAUUAACAAAGAUAUAAUUUUAUCACAGAAACCUAACAACGUUAUCAAGAAAGAUAUAAUUUUAUCACAUAAACCUAACAACGUUAUUAAGAAAGAUACAAUUUUAUCACAGAAAGAUGCAUUAUCAUUAAAAUUAUAA